Cuscuta epithymum is the source of this 3030-nucleotide messenger RNA. NCBI's taxonomy places the organism in Eukaryota, Viridiplantae, Streptophyta, Magnoliopsida, Solanales, Convolvulaceae. The record is from the annotation of a GenBank genome assembly.
AAAAUCCUCAUUUCCUCAACGAGAAAUGCGAGUGGCGUGCGUAAUCAGAGAAUCAGAGCACUUUCCUCGCGAACUGAAUAAACUGUGAACUUGAGACACUUGUACAGCUACUGCUUUCUGAGUUUCAACGAGGGAGUAAAUUAAACGAGAUAAGUUAUCCAGUAUCCACCCUUCUAUACCUAAAAUACAAAAACAGAUAACCCUAUCUUCCGUUGGAUUUGAUUAACAGUCAAUUGAACGAGUUCAGGUCGGAAUCCAUCGAGCUGAAUACAAUAGUGGCUAUACGUCAUCGAAGAUGGCAGUUUCAGAGGAGGAAUCUUCCUCGUCGUCUGCGUCUGCGAGUACCUGCAGGUCACGAUCAGCAGCCAUGAACGGUGGAUGUUAUUUGGCGAAGACGGUACUAAGAGGAAGCGUUGUUCUCCAAGUCGUCUAUGGCCACAUCCGCUUUUCUUCUUCCAAGGACGCAGUUUUCGGCAAGGAGACAUCUUUAGAGUUGGUGGUCAUAGAUGAUAGCGGAAUUGUACAAUCAAUAUGUGAGCAGCCAGUGUUUGGCACCAUAAAAGACCUCGCUAUUCUUCCCUGGAGUGAUCAGUUUCGUUCUCGAAACUCACAGGUUCAUGGAAAGGAUAUUCUGGUUGUCUUGUCCGAUUCAGGAAAGCUAUCAUUUCUUGCAUUUUGCAAUGAAAUGCACAGGUUUUUCUCGCUGUCGCAUGUUCAACUCUCAUGUCAUGGAAAUUCAAUGAAUCAAAUUGGAAGGAUGUUAGCAAUUGAUUCAAAUGGCUGUUUUAUUGCUGCUAGCGCAUAUAAAGAUAGAUUAGCUCUUCUCUCUGUCUCAACUUCUGGUGGCAAUGAUAUUAUUGAGAAGAAAAUCUGCUGCCCUCCUGACAAUCAACAGAACAUCAGGAAUGCAAAUGGUGUUACUGAUUUCUGUGGUACCAUAUGGAGUAUGUGCUUUAUCUCAAAAGAUCUACACCAGUCAAGUAAGGAGCACAACCCUGUGUUAGCAGUUCUUCUGAAUAGGGAGAGAUCGUAUAGGAGUGAGCUUAUGUUGGUAGAAUGGGAAGUUAAGGAGGAUUUGCUCCAUGUGAUAUAUCAGAAUGCGGAACCUGCACCGUUUGCACAUCAUAUAGUUGAAGUUCCGUAUUCUUAUGGACUAGUGGUUCUGUUCAGGGAUGGGGAUGUCAUCCUAAUGGAUUGCAGGGAUGCUUGUAACCCUGAUUUGUUGUAUAGAAUAAGUUUAAAUUUCUCUCCUUCAGUUGAAGAGCAGAAUUUUGUUGAACCUACAAUUAGGAUUUCAGAUAUUAUUGAUGAAGAAGGUAUGUAUAAUGUUGCUGCAUCUGCACUAUUGGAGCUCAGUGACAUAAACAAAAGCGAUCCAAUGAACAUUGAUGAUGAAAGCAUCAUCAAAUCAGGCAGUAAUUAUGUAAGCUCAUGGAGUUGGGACUCUGCAAAUAAAAACAAUCCAAGGAUAAUUUUUUGUGCUGAUACCGGGCAAGUUUUUAUGAUUGAGAUCUUUUCAGAUUGUGAUGGAAUCAAAAUGAAUUUAUCUGACUGUCUUUACCAAGGCAUACCAACCAAGGUGCUAUUGUGGAUGGAGACUGAUUUUAUAGCAGCUAUAGUUGAGAUGGGUGACGGGAUGGUUCUAAAAUUGGAAGACGGCAGGCUAGUUUACACAAGUCCAAUCCAAAACAUUGCACCGAUAUUGGAUAUGUCAGUUGUGGACUACCAUAAUGAGAAACAAGAUCAAAUGUUUGCUUGCUGUGGGAUGGCACCUGAAGGAUCUUUGCGAAUCAUUCGAAGUGGCAUCAGUGUGGAGAAGUUGUUAAAAACUGCUCCCAUUUAUCAAGGAAUAACUGGCACUUGGACUGUGAAAAUGAAGGUCACUGAUAUCUAUCAUUCUUUCCUAGUGCUGUCUUUUGUUGAAGAAACCAGAGUUCUUUCAGUUGGGGUAAGCUUUUCUGAUGUAACUGACGCUGUGGGUUUCCAGCCUGACGUCUGCACCUUGGCAUGUGGUCUGAUAGCUGAUGGUUUAGUGGUGCAAAUACACGAACAUGCUGUUAGACUGUGUGUGCCUAUUGCAUCUGCAAAUCCUGAAGGUGUCACUGAAGCUUCUUCCCCUGGAACAUGGUCGCCUAAUGAUACUACAAUUAGUAUGGGAGCAGUUGGGCACAAUGUGAUAGUUGUGGCAACUUCGAACCCAUGCUUUUUAUACGUGCUUGGUUUCAAAUCAUUGUCAGCGUCCAAAUAUGAAGUGUACCAAUUGCAACAAGUAAGGUUGCAGGAUGAGCUGUCCUGCAUUUCAAUCCCUCAGAAACAGAUUGAGGUAAAACCAUUUGUGUCCCAAAUGAGCAACGCGAACAAUGCCCCUAUCGUUUCUCUUCAAGCAGAGUUUGACUUCAGUAAUACUUUUAUUAUUGGUACUCACAAGCCUUCUGUGGAAGUUCUAUCCUUCUCGUUUGAUAAAGGCCUUCAAGUUGUUGCUGUAGGAUCAAUAUUACUUACUAACACUCUAGGAACUACCGUAACUGACUGCAUUCCUCAAGAUGUAAGGCUUAUACUUGUUGAUCGGCCAUAUGUUCUUUCAGGAUUAAGGAAUGGUAUGCUGCUCAGGUUUGAGUGGGCUUCUACCUCAAAUGUUUCUGCUGUACAAUCAUCUUGCGUGCAGAAUUUCACUUGUUCUCAGUUGCCAAGUACUAACACUGCACCACACACCACUUCUGUAAAUUACAGGGCCAUGCCUACAUCUGCUUCGACUUUGCUUGAUAAGACGAGGGACACUAUUUUCGUUCAUCUUCAACUAAUUGCAUAUCGUCGUAUAGGCAUUAAUCCAGCUAGCUUGGUUCCUUUAAGUGACUCUCUUGAUACUGAUGUAAUUGCUUUAAGUGAUAGGCCUUGGCUAUUACAAACUGCAAGACAUAGUAUUUCCUUCACAUCCAUCUCCGUUCAGCCUUCCACGCAUGCCACUCCAGUUUGUUCAAGUGAAUGUCCAAAGGGCGUUCUAUUUGUUGCUGACAAUAGCCUUAAUUUGGU